This is a messenger RNA of Moesziomyces aphidis, 663 nucleotides long. The record is from the annotation of a GenBank genome assembly. Lineage: Eukaryota; Fungi; Basidiomycota; Ustilaginomycetes; Ustilaginales; Ustilaginaceae.
AUGAACCACGGCGGUAUGGACCACGGAGGGAUGGAGCAUGGGGGCCAUGGAGGCAUGGACCACGGGGGUAUGGAUCACGGCGCAACCUGCAGCAUGAACAUGGUUUGGAACUGGGACACUUCGAACCUCUGCAUUCUCACCUCCUCAUGGCGCAUCACCACACCACUAUCGCUCUACCUUUCGCUUUCGAUCAUCAUGCUUGCUGGCGUGGGGUACGAGUGGUUGCGGUCGUACAUCCGACGCUACGAUGCACGGCUUGCGCGGUCUACACUCGGACCGGCACAUCGUCGUCGUGCUUCGCUUCGUCUUCCAACUACCAACACCCCUCCUUCGCGAAGAUCACCUUCAACGGCACCAGGAUCGAGUGCGAGGUGGAUCAAACCGCUCGAGUGUAGUCGUCGAACGCAGGUGGUCAGGUCAGCGCUGUACGCUGCAAGUGUCGGAUUCAGCUUUGCACUCAUGCUCAUAGCUAUGACAUUCAACGCCUUUGUCAUUGCAGCCAUCGUUGCAGGUAAGAACCAACUCCCACAUAAACCACAAGAGCAUAGAAUACUAACGCUGGUGAUGGUGACAGGUGCGGGAUUGGGAAACUACAUGUUCAACCGAGACCUCUCUACAUCCCAAAGCCUGGCCGAUGAUAAAGGACUCGCCUGUCACGCCUAG